AAAUACGCAAUUUCAUUGCCACCGAUCGCCGGUAAUUGCGUAUUUGCAUUUAUUUGUUGUGACACAUUAUGACACUGACACAGUGACAGGUAUUGAAAAUAAUUGAAAAUGUUAAAUGAACGAGUUCAACAUAUUUUAUUUGAUUAAAAUUUUCGAGUUGACUUUUGAAUUACUAAAUCCCGUUUCAAGCAGUUAUCAAAAAUGGCUAGCACUAUAAUUGUGGCUGGAAUAGGUAUGGCCGCUGUUGGCUUUGCUGGGAGAUAUCUCUUAAAACAAAUGCCCAAUGCUUCUAUGAAAUUUGCUGAGGCCGUAAAAAAUUUGCCAAAAUUUGAUACAGAAAGUUUAGCAAAUUCCAAGUACUAUAAAGGUGGUUUCGAACCUAAAAUGACCAAAAGAGAAGCAGCUCUCAUAUUAGGAAUAAGUCCGACGGCUAGUAAAGCAAAGAUCAGGGAUGCUCACAGAAGAGUUAUGUUAUUAAAUCAUCCAGACCGAGGUGGUUCACCAUUGAUUGCAGCUAAAAUCAAUGAAGCAAAAGAUGUUCUAGAAAGUGGUAAAUCAUAAGCUUCCCUAAAGAUAUUUAGGUUGUAGAUCAAAGUACAGAAAAUAAUAUUUUAAGUAUAGAAAAAUGUUAAA
Messenger RNA from Papilio machaon (common yellow swallowtail), 633 nucleotides. Its product is annotated as mitochondrial import inner membrane translocase subunit TIM14. Bases 202 to 561 code for a protein of 119 amino acids. Lineage: Eukaryota; Metazoa; Arthropoda; Insecta; Lepidoptera; Papilionidae. The transcript has 3 exons. Gene Ontology annotation, cellular component: PAM complex, Tim23 associated import motor. The record is from RefSeq and is a predicted model, not a curated record. Gene Ontology annotation, molecular function: ATPase activator activity. Gene Ontology annotation, biological process: protein import into mitochondrial matrix.